Messenger RNA from Leguminivora glycinivorella, 894 nucleotides. RefSeq lists its product as uncharacterized. The record is from RefSeq and is a predicted model, not a curated record. Lineage: Eukaryota; Metazoa; Arthropoda; Insecta; Lepidoptera; Tortricidae. Bases 48 to 422 code for a protein of 124 amino acids. The transcript has 4 exons.
AAGACGCCCAUACAGUUCUUGCUACAAUAACGCAUUCAUCCACCAACAUGGGGUCGAGAAACUUACUUGCAUCGGUAUUAGGUCUGCUGCUGAUUGUGAAUUGCGUGACUGCAUUCAUGCAAUGGGACUACCAAUUCGGUACACGGAAUGACGCCGAUGAAAAACUUGCCCAAUUGUCGGGCGAUAUUCCGCUGUUCUCAUAUCACCAAACUUUUCCGAUAAAAGUGUCGCCACAAAGUCUGAUACGCUACGUCAAAGUGACGGUAUGGUCUCUCAGCCCGCCAAAAGUGGAUUACGAUGAAAACACCCAAACUGUUUCCAUUGUUUACUCUUUCAUACAGGUGACGGCCAGCUCAUACAAAAUUGAGGCCUAUGGUAUCUACGCUUUAAGUUCUGAUGGAGAAAAACAGAUUACUGGUUAACAAGGUUAAAAAUUCCAGCUCAACAGUUUCAUUAUCUUUAUUUUGAAUUUUAAAGUCAAAGUUUUAAGUAAUUUCAGCCAAACAAGACCACCAACUUGUGAGAUUCUCAGAAUCAUAUGUCGCGCGAGUACUUAGCUAUUAGAUAUUUCAUAAUUUUUAGUUGAAGAACUUUGCACAAUGUCUAUGAUCAGCUAAUUAAUCGCCAUGGACGAACCUUAUCGAUUACUAAAGUAGUGCACUCAUAAAAUACAUGUGUUAAUGCCUUCAUUGUGUAUGUCUACUAUUCUACACCUUGUAGAUGUUGAGAGUAUACGCUGCAUUGAGGUCUUCUUGUGGUCUUCUGUUGGCCACCAUGUUUUUUUUUUAUUUAUCUUGAGAUAUUUAUUUACCUUUAAUGUUCGCCGACUUUAGACAGGUACAUUAUUUAUUAUAUUUGGAUUUGUUAAAGAAAUAAAGACAAACAUUGUACUGA